Molecule: messenger RNA, 810 nt
Organism: Beta vulgaris subsp. vulgaris (sugar beet)
Lineage: Eukaryota; Viridiplantae; Streptophyta; Magnoliopsida; Caryophyllales; Amaranthaceae
Exons: 1
Coding region: 1-810 (269 amino acids)
Source: RefSeq, a predicted model, not a curated record
AUGGCUCUUUGUUUGAGACAUGUGAACAAAAAGGGAAAAGUUUGGGAGAGUUUACUUGGUAUUGUGCAUGUUUCCGAUACUACUUCUUUGACUCUUAAAACUGCUAUAGAGUCAUUGUUGAUGGAGUAUUCUUUGUCUUUCUCUCAGGUACCAGGUCAGGGUUAUGAUAGGGCAAGUAAUAUGCAAGGGUCAAUAAAUGGUCUUAAGAAUCUAAUACAAAACGAAUGUAAACAAGCAUACUUUGUCCACUGCUUUACUUACCAACUUCAGUUGACUCAAGUUGCACUUGCUAAAAAAACCUCUGAUUGUGCUUGGUUAUAUGUUGAUGUACUUGCACCUCUCUUGAACUUUGUGGGAGGUUCACCGAAGAGGAGAGAAGUUCUUCGUGAAAAACAAGCUCAAAGAGUUGUGAAAGCAUUGUCCUUAGGUGAACUUGAAACAGGGUUGGAUUUGAAUCAAGAAUGUGGGUUAUGUAGACCUUGUGACACUCGUUGGGGAUCUCAUUUCAAAAAAAUAUUAAAUGCGCUUGAUUUAUAUCCUUCAAACCUUGGGUCGCUUGAUGACAUUGCAGAAGUCUCUAAUGCACUUGAUUCUAACAAAGCACAAACUAUUACAAAUUUGUUGAUGUCAUUUGAUUUUGUGUUUGUGGCGCAUUUGAUGGUUGGUAUCUUUGGGAUAACAAAUAACUUGAAUGUGGCAUUACAAAAACGUGAUCAAGACAUUGUACAUGCAAUGAGAAUGGUUAAUGUAGCCACGAUUAAUUUGCAAGAGAUGAGAGAUGAGGAUGGGAUUCUUGUAUGGAGAAGGUGA